AUGGGGUUCAAGUUAGGGUUAAGACCAUUUAUUGGUGUAGAUGGCACAUUUCUAAAACGGAAGGCCAAACGUCAAUUGCUAGUUGCUGUUGGACAAGAUGCACAAAGCCAUUUUUAUCCUUUAGCAUGGGCAGUUGUUGAUAAGGAAAAAAAACAUUCUUGGAACUGGUUCCUACAGUUGCUUCAGGGAUCUCUAGACCUUAAGGAAGGAGAAGGAAUCACCUUUAUGUCAAACAUGCAAAAGUGGUGUUCAUGGUGUACUUAUGAAGAACACUUCAAAGACCAACUAAGCAAGCUAGGAGAGUUGAACGAAGAUGCAGUAGAGAGUUUAUUGAAGUACCCACCACAGUCUUGGUGCAGAGCUUAUCUAGAUACAGUUUGCAAGAAUCAGUCAGUUGACAACAAUUUGACUGAAUCAUUCAAUUCAUGGAUUCUUGAAUCAAGGCAAAAACCAAUCAUUAAGAUGUUGGAAGACAUAAGACUCAAAGUUAUGAAGAUGAUAACAAAACAUGAAGCUGAAGCUAGUACAUGGAGCAAUGAGUACAGUCCAAAGAGCCUAGAAUUAUACAAUGAAUUCAUGGAGAUUGCUCAAGUGUGUAAAGUUAAUUCCAAUGGAGAAGGAGGAUAUGAAGUUAGUGAAGGAGCUGACAAGCAUUGUGUCAACUUAAGCAUAAAGAAGUGCACCUGCAGGGCAUGGGAACUUACAGGAAUCCCAUGCCCUCAUGCUAUUAGAGCUAUACUUCACAACAGGGGUGACCCUUUGACAGAGAUGCGCUGGUGGUACAGUAAGGAGGCAUUCCUACUUACUUAUACACACAAGCUCCAACCUGUUAGAGGAGAAAAAUUUUGGAAAAUUGACCCAUCACAAGCAAUGGAGCCCCCAGAGUUGGUGAAGUUGGCUGGCAGGCCAAAAGUUAAGAGGGAUAAGCAGAAGGAUGAGGCAGUUAAAAGGCAAGGAGUGUGGUCACAGUCCAGAAAAUGUAGAGUCAUGACUUGUGGCAAAUGUGGUCAACCAAACCAUAAUGCAAGAACUUGUGAUCAGCAACCAAAGGGAAAGUAG
This is a messenger RNA of Nicotiana attenuata, 1059 nucleotides long. RefSeq lists its product as uncharacterized. The transcript has 3 exons. The coding region runs from base 1 to 1059 and encodes 352 amino acids. The record is from RefSeq and is a predicted model, not a curated record. Gene Ontology annotation, molecular function: zinc ion binding. NCBI's taxonomy places the organism in Eukaryota, Viridiplantae, Streptophyta, Magnoliopsida, Solanales, Solanaceae.